AGCCAUAUGGUUGGUCAUUCUGAUUUCAGAAUCAGAAAUCACAAAUGACUGCCAAUUAUUUACCAAGUUAAUCCGUUGUUUAUAAUCAAUGUUUGAAGAAAAUGUCAAAUCCAAGCGGUAGCAGGAGAAGUGGGACCAUGAAAAUUAGACUGACAAUAUUAUGUGCUCGGAACCUGGUUAGAAAAGAAUACUUUCGACUUCCGGACCCAUUUGCUAAGAUCAGCGUGGAUGGAUCCGGCCAAUGUCACAGUACUGACACUUGCAAAGCUACCUUGGAUCCAAAGUGGAAUCAACACUAUGAUUUAUACAUUGGAAAGGGAGAUGGUAUCACAAUUAGUGUUUGGAAUCAUAAAAAGAUUCAUAAACAACAGGGCGGCGGAUUUCUUGGUUGUGUUCGAAUUAUGCCCAACACAAUACAACGGCUCAAGGACACUGGAUACCAACGCCUGGACCUGGGCAAGGCGAGCCUUGAUGAUGCGGACCCGGUGAAGGGGCAGAUAGUGGUGUCGCUGCUGUCUCGCGACGGCGGAGGCGGCGGUGGUGGAGGUGGAGGCUGUGGAGGCGGCAGCGGAGGCCACAACGCGGUGGUUGACCCGCUCGGAGGCCUGUCCUGUCCGGGAGACCUGCCUGAGGGCUGGGAGGAGCGGCGGACCUCCGCCGGCCGCCUCUUCUACGUCAACCACAACACUAAAACGUCGCAGUGGGUUAGGCCUAACAGGAGCCAGUUAUUGAAUUCCGAUUCAAAUAACGUGUACCAUUCCCCAGAUAAUGAGAAUAACACACCUUCAAAUCUGAACUGUAGCAAUAAUAACUCAAAUACACCACAGCAACAAAGGCAUAGAGAUGACGUGAAUAGUAGAACACCCGCCUCCGGCCAGUCGAGAAGAAGAUCUAAUAGAAGCAGACAAUCUGGCAAUAAUAACAACAUUGGCAGGCACCAAGUGCCACAACCUCCCGAUCUUCCUCCUGGAUACGAAGUGCGCACAACGCAACAAGGCCAGGUCUACUUCUACCAGACUGCGACGGGCGUGUCGACAUGGCACGACCCGCGCAUCCCACGUGACCUGCCCGUGACCCCGCCCACCGAGCUGGGGCCCCUCCCCCCCGGCUGGGAGGUGCGGCACACGGCCAGUGGCCGCCUCUACUAUGUCGAUCACAACAACCGUACCACUCAGUUCACCGACCCCCGUCUCUCCACGCACAUCAUUUCCAACAUUCUCAAAAAAUACAACCCGAACGCUGCUCCCACAUCGGGUAGCACACCAACCACACCGGCUCCUUCGUCUUCGGGAAGCAGUGGCGCAACUUCCCCCUCCACCACCGCGCCGACGACGGCCACGCCCACAGUAGCCACACCUCCGCCGGCGGCCGCCAACCAAUCGGAGCCGAGCGGGGCGGGGCCAAGGAUGGGGCCGGAGGGAGGAGGCGUGCCCGAGGCGGAUGGGGAGAUGCUGCCCAAGUAUCGGCGUGACCUCGUUGCCAAGCAGAAGAUACUCAGGGCUGAGUUGACCGCACUACAACCGCAGACGGGGCACUGUCGACUGGAGGUGUCUAGAUCGGAAAUAUUUGAGGAGUCGUAUAGGUUAGUUAUGAAAAUGAGAGCGAAAGACAUGCGGAAACGGUUGAUGGUGAAGUUCAGAGGAGAAGAGGGGUUAGAUUACGGGGGCGUGGCUCGUGAGUGGCUCUACCUGUUGUCUCAUGAGAUGCUCAAUCCACAGUACGGUCUGUUCCAGUACUCGAGAGAGGGCAACUAUACACUGCAAAUCAACCCUGAUAGUGGCGUCAAUCCGGAGCAUCUGUCAUAUUUCCACUUUGCCGGGCGUAUCAUCGGCAUAGCAGUGUUUCACGGGCAUUACAUAGAUGGUGGCUUCACCACUCCCUUCUACAAGAUGUUGCUCAACAAACCAAUCACCCUCGAGGACAUUGAAGGCGUCGAUCCGGAAUUGCAUCGCAGUCUAACUUGGAUGCUUGACAACGAUUUGACUGGAGUUAUCGACACGACCUUCGCAGUGGAAGUGAACAGCUUCGGAGUGCUGAGGGUUCAUGAGUUGAAGUCUGGUGGAAAGGAUAUACCUGUAACCGAGGACAACAAAAAGGAAUAUGUCAAGUUGUACGUGAACUACCGGUUCAUGCGUGGCAUUGAACAGCAAUUUCUUGCGCUGCAGAAAGGCUUCACAGAACUGGUUCCCGCGCAACUGCUGAGGCCUUUCGACGAACGUGAACUGGAGCUCAUCAUUGGCGGACUGGGAUCAAUUGACAUCAAUGACUGGAAACAAAAUACAAGACUGAAGCACUGCACUCCCGAAACGCCAGUUGUGAAGUGGUUCUGGGAGAUCGUCGAACAAUACAGCGAGGAAAUGAGGGCCAGACUACUGCAAUUUGUCACUGGAAGCUCGAGGGUUCCCUUGCAAGGAUUCAAGGCUUUACAAGGUUCAACAGGAGCGGUAGGACCGCGUCUGUUCACCAUCCACGUGAUCGAAGCGCCACAAGACAAUUUGCCCAAGGCUCACACCUGCUUCAACCGCAUCGAUCUGCCAGCCUACCAGACAUACCAGCGACUUCUGGAGAAGCUCAGUCAGGCGGUCGAGGAGACGUGUGGAUUUGCCGUCGAGUGACCUGGUCACUCUAUGGUCGCAUUCAUCAUUGCAAAUCUGACCUGACCACUCUAUAGUUGUAAAGUCGGUGCAAAUGAGCUUCGAGUAAUCUGACCACUCUAUAGUUACAUUCACGUUGUAAAGUCGGUGCAAAUGUGUCCUGACCACUCUGUAAUCUCGGUGCAAAUCUUAGACCAGUUAUAGAAUAGACACGCCCCAUUGUAUAUACCAUUGUACAUACUGAAAGUCGAUGAAACCAACAUCUACUGCCAUAUCGCCCCAUCGUGAGGUCAGCGAACAAACUCUACACCUCUACAGAAAAGUUUUCUAUCCGAUGAUGACGGCACGAUGGGGCGAUAUGGCAGUAGAUGUUAGCUUCAUCGACUUUCAGUAUGUGGCGUGUCUAUUUUAUAACUGGUCUAAGGUGUAAAUGAUACUACUGCAUGGUAGCCACCCGUCUUCUAUGUUUUAAUAUCAGUGGAAAAGAUAGUACUAUGGCUCGAUUUUACAAAAACCUGUUAAAUUUCAAACUGUGAUUGAAUGUCACAAGAACCAAUAAAAGAAACCUUCUUUUCAAAAAACCAUCCUCUGGUUUUCGUGGCAUUCAAUCAUGAUUAAAAUUUAACAGUUUUUUGUGCAACCGGGCCUAUAUGAUUGCUUCUUUUCCGUUACCACCGCCUUCUAUAGUGGAUAACUUUGAGUAUCCAAAUGUUGGGAGCGCAUUGUUGUCUAUUCUCUGCUACCACUGCCUUCUAAAGUAGAUAACUGUGAAUAUUCUAUUUUUAGCUACUACUGUUAUUGAAAACAUUCAGUGCCGGUUGCACAAAAAACGGUUAAAUCUUAACCAUGAUUAAUUUUAGGAGAACCAAUCAGAGAAGCCGUCUUUCCUAAAAGGCCUUCUCUGAUUGGUUCUCGUGGAAUUAAUCACGGUAAAAAUUUUACCGGCUUUUGUACUCAGUAUCCUUUUAUAUUUUACUAAAACUUUGCAUAUUUGGAAACAUUUCAAAUGCAAAUGACUCGAAGAUUUAUUUCAAGUAUCUGCAAAAAAUAUUUGCAGAAUAGUUUCAGAUAAUUUUCAGCCAUUUUCAAAUUCAAUUAAUGUGAUUCGAGUUAUCUCGAUUAUCUGAUAAAAUAUUAAAACCUGGUUGCACAAAAAACUUGAAUGCCCCACAAGAACCAAUCAGAGAAGGUUUUUUGUUAAGAAGGCUUCUUUGACGAGAAGAAAACGUUUCUUUUUAAGAAGGCUUCUUUGAAAAGAAGACUGGAACGCUUUUAUUGAAAAGACUAGUUCUUGUAGCAUUAAUCAUUAUUAAAAUGUAAUAGGUUUUUGUACAACCGGGCCUCAAUUGUUAGUUCUUUUCAAUAAUGACCAAUUAUUUCUCAAAUUUAUUUUAUUAUAUUUCUGUCUAGUCUAUGAACCGGCAACGGUGAGGAGAUAGAAAAUGAUGACAGAGGAUAUCAAACCAAUUGUAAUCAGAUGCUGACUGUAUAACGUGAAUAUUACUAUAGCUGAAGGGUACAAAACAUGGUGGGGUGGUGAAGGUAGAGUGUAGCUGAGAGUGUUGAAAAUAAUGCUUGUAUUGAAAUGUGUCUGAACAUAUCAGAGCGGCGAUGGUUGGGUAGAAGGUAGAAGGAAACUGAUACAUUUAGGUUCAUGCAUUAUUUAAACACUCUCAGCUACCUCACUUUAUACAUUCUAGAUCUAUGUUUUGACUCUGUGUCAACCAUAUGUGAUAAACCUCUAUUUAACUAGAUACUGUUUAAAUAUUUAUAUUUUAUUUUAAAUCUAUACCGUGAACAGCAUUUUAUUGUUGUUGUGUGGAUCCAAGGCAUUUAGAUAUCUAAUGCCUAAAGAUAUAUUUAUAUCUACCUUUUAUCUAUCUACCUUGGUUUAUAACAACUCAGUAAAACGGUGUGUUCUUUGGCGACAUACAAUGUCGGAAAUUUAUUCGUUUUAGAUCGUUUUUAUUGGACUGGCUUGAUUAAGCCGGUCGUUUUAGAUGAACAUUCAAAAAUUGAAAUAUGCUCUAUGUAUUUUUAUUGUAUUUAGGAUAAAAUUAACUGAUUGAACAACGGUUUGUUGGAUACAAACUUUUAGGUCGAUUUUAAGAUUUCUAUCAGUAUAUUAUUGUGAAUUUUAUCUCUAGUAUGUUUUACUUGGUGUUCAUGAUUAAUAUAUUGAGAUCGUUAUUAACUCUGGUUUUGAGAUUUUAUUUAACGUAGUAAACCCCUGAUUUAUCGAAUACACCUUGAUUAUGGUCCCCAAACCAAUAUAUUGAUACGAACCAAUGUAAUAUGAUAUAUCUGUCUACGUGAGUUCAGAACGAGUCUGAAAAUUAUCCGAGUUGAUCUCAAUAAUUACUUUUUUCAAAAGCAUGAAUAGUUUUAUUCACUAUGUUUUUGUUUGUUUAUUAUGUGAUUUAUCCAAACAUCAAUCAUAGAUGUUUAUAAAUUGUAAGGUCAGUGACGAUAGAUCAAGGGUCAACUUUUGAUCGCCUUUGAACAACCAGUGAUUAUUUAUAUUAUUGACAAUCCAAAAUUUACCAUUUGUUGGUAUGGUAUCUACACACAAUCCAAAUUUCAUUACAUUACUAAGUUUUUGUAUUACUUUAUUCUAUCUGAUAUUAUUGGUUUUAGUUAUUAGUUAGAGUAGUUUAAAUAACUUAUAUUGAGUGGAAUGUAAGUUGAUUUAACUCUUAUUUCUAAUUACCGUUAUACUUGAAAUUUGUCAACUUAUUCUAACUUACAGUUUCAUAGUAGUUACGUAUUCAAUAGUCUCACAAUUUUUUAGUUUUGAGAUACUUAUUUACUACUAGCAGGUGACCCGUGCUUGUUUGUAAGGGUCUAAUUAAAAACUUGACCUAUUAGAAUCUUGAAGAAUUUAAAAUAGACCAAUAACCAUCCUUUGUAAAUUGGGAAUCUAUAUACAAAAUUUUAAGUUAAUCAGUCCAGUAGUUCAGACGUGAUGCGUCAUUCCUUAAUUUUCUAUCCCGAACGUGUAUAUGCCAAUUCUUUCCUUUAUUAUUUUAUAGAUCAUGAAUACAUUUUAAAAUGUUACUGUUCAAUAAUAUACUGAUAGAAUAUGUAAGUGUUAUGUAGAGAACAAAGUGGUUUAGUAUGCAAUAAAAAUUACUGAAAUACAAAUCAUAUCACAUAAUGCUUCCCCUUGCAAUUAAAGUGCUUUUAUUAAAAUCUUCCAUGAACUAUUCAUAUCACUUUUAGUAUCCGAUAUUAUUAUAAGAUGAUAUAAUAUAAAUUAUUUUUUAAUUCAGUGUUGUUAGGUACUAUUAGAAUUUAAUGAUAAUUAUAUUUGUAAACAGAUUAUACCUCAUUGAAUGUGUUGUAACUCUAAUUUAUUGAUAAUUUUAUUAGGAAAUUGUGAAUCAGUGGUAAUUGUUCUUUGAUAUCUAUCAUAUCAUAUCAUAUUAACUUGUGAAUCAAUAACACAUUAUUAAUAGUUCUUGUUACCUUCUUCCUUAGGAAUUUUCAAGAUUUUAACUACAAUGAACUUCUAUUGCAGUAUAAUAUUUUACGAUUUGUUUUUAUAUAUCUUUACCUUGCAUGAACUGAUAUUAAUUUACAAUUGAACAUCAAUAAUACUAUACUUUUAUUACCGUAAUACAAUCGAUGAUUUCUUGCUAAUCAAUACCUUCAUUAAACUGGCUAUUAAUUUUCAUAAUAAUGUUUAUAUCAAAGGGCACAAUUAUUUAGAAGACGCGUCACUUCGUAUCAGCACAUCUAAAAAAGAAUUAUAAUUUAUUUAAUUUGCACUUUCUAUAAAGAUGAUCUAUUCUUUCUCUCAUCGUCGAUUACUGAAAUUACGAGCGUUGAAACAAAAUAUUGAUCAAUUAUGACAAUCAAUUAAGUCUUUAUCAUAUUAAAGCUUCUAUGAAUAUUAUAGCUGACACUCUACUAUUAGGCCUACUUUCGUUGCUUGUAUUUUAUCCAUAAGAUAUUGAUUCACAAGAUAUUCGUCCGCUUUAUCGAUAAUAUUGAUAUUAAAUCUAAAUUUAAUGUAGAUAUGUAUAUAAGAAAAUGUUCAUUUAUGGUAAUUAUAUUGUAUCCCUACCUUUGCUUUGCUCUGUGAUUCUUAUCAAAAAGCACAACCCUUAUUAUCUUUUCAUUAAUAAUAAUAAUUUACGUGCAUGAGUAAUAUUAGCUUUUACCAAAAUUUGGGCUUUUCUUGAAUAUAUUUUUAAGAAAUUCUACAAAAAAUCACUGUCACUUCUAAAUUGUUUUAUUGUUUGACUAUGUCACUAGCACAUGUUUAAUUGUUUUAAGAAUCACCUGUUGUCUAUAAUUUAUUAUGUAUCUAAUUUAAUUAUUGUACCAACAAUAAAUAUUAUGUUUGUAAUGAUAGUGAAAUAUUUGUUUGUAAAUCCAUAUUUUAUAUAAUAUUGUACAAAGAGGCCUUCGACAGCUUUUUAGCUGUUGUUUUGUAACUCAAUUGAGGUAUUAAAAAUUUCAUCAAUCUUUU
This is a messenger RNA of Nilaparvata lugens (brown planthopper), 7071 nucleotides long. RefSeq names its product E3 ubiquitin-protein ligase SMURF2 (gene Smurf). Gene Ontology annotation, molecular function: ubiquitin protein ligase activity; protein binding. Gene Ontology annotation, biological process: ubiquitin-dependent protein catabolic process; negative regulation of BMP signaling pathway. The record is from RefSeq and is a predicted model, not a curated record. NCBI's taxonomy places the organism in Eukaryota, Metazoa, Arthropoda, Insecta, Hemiptera, Delphacidae. The transcript is spliced from 15 exons. Bases 102 to 2615 code for a protein of 837 amino acids.